AUGUACCCGGUCAACAACACCAAUACCAACCCUAGGCAUCAAAUGCCGCGCACCGUGGUGACAACAGACAUGGAACAAGACGACCUCGCCUCUCUAAUCCGAUACCUCCUCUACACCAACGAAAUCGACACCCAGGGCAUAAUAUACUCCUCCAGCCGCUUCCACUGGUCCGGCGACGGCAAGGGCACGAAAUUCUUUCUCCCUGAUCGCGAGUACACCAGCCCGCAGUGGACAUGGCGCUGGACCGGCACGCGGUAUAUCCAGGAUAUAGUCCUGAAGGCGUACGCCGAGGUGUACCCCAACCUGCGGAACCAUGAUCCGUUCUAUCCGAGCCCCGAGGAGCUGUUGGAUAGCGUUAAAAUCGGGAAUAUUGACUUUGAGGGCGAGAUGGAGAAGGAUACGGAGGGGUCGGAUUUUAUCCGGGAGUUGUUGCUAGAUAACAAGGAUUCUAGGACGUUGUAUCUACAGGCCUGGGGCGGGACGAGCACGAUUGCGCGCGCGCUGAAGUCUAUUGAGAAUGAGCACUCAGCGUCGUCGCAAUGGGCCAGCAUCCAGGACACCGUCUCUAAGAAGGCGGUUAUUCUGGCGAGUGGCUUCCAGGACGAGGCGUACGAGAAGUACAUUGCGCCGGAGUGGCCGGACAUCCGGGUUGAAAAUUUUGAGACUGCGUAUGCAACCUGGGGGUAUAACUGCGAACGUGGGGAUGGCAAUGUCCGCGGUUUACCAGACGACCACGUCUACUUCACAGGAAACUGGACCAAGACGAAUAUCCAGACCGGGCCGUACGGGAAGCUCUACCGAUCCUGGCUCGACGGGCAGUCCAUGCCCGGAGACCAGAAGGACGUGUUCGGUGAUCUGGAGAAGCUAGAAGCGACCCCCGACCAGUUCUGUGAGCCGCUGGAACCGUAUGAUUUCCUAUCCGAGGGCGACAAUGUGGUGUUCAACCCGUUGUUGAAGACUGGGAUCCAGGACCCGGCGAACCCGGCCCUGGGUGGCUGGGGUGGGCGAUCGGAGCAGAACAGCACGUCGCCGAAUCUGUGGCAGCUGGUCGAGAAUGAGAAGAACCAGACUGGGGCUGAGGACGCGACUUAUACCACUGAUCGUUGGAUGGCAGCUGUACAGAAUGAUUUCGCGGCGAGGAUGCAGUGGACGCUUACGCCGGAUUAUGCACUUGCGAACCAUGCGCCGGAGGUGAGCAUUGCUAACGGGACCACGGUCAAGGCGAAACCGGGAUCGACUGUUACUCUUGCAGGUGUAGUAAGUGAUCCGGAUAAUGGCACUGUCACUACAUCCUGGUGGCAGUAUGUCGAAGAGGGCUCGUACCCAGGGAAGGUGAAUGUGACUGAGUCUGGUAACAACCAGGCAAACGUGGCUGUUCCUGCAGACGCAAAAUCCGGACAGACCAUUUCAAUCAUUCUGCAAGGAACUGAUGAUGGACAUUUCCCUCUGACUCGCUAUGGUCGUGUUUUUAUCCAUGUUGCAUAG
This is a messenger RNA of Aspergillus versicolor CBS 583.65, 1485 nucleotides long. RefSeq lists its product as uncharacterized. Gene Ontology annotation, molecular function: hydrolase activity, hydrolyzing N-glycosyl compounds. Bases 1 to 1485 code for a protein of 494 amino acids. Lineage: Eukaryota; Fungi; Ascomycota; Eurotiomycetes; Eurotiales; Aspergillaceae. The record is from RefSeq and is a predicted model, not a curated record. The transcript has a single exon.